AUGGCACCCACCAACAGGCUUCCCUUCAUUAUGUCUCUCCCCUUCUCGCUCUUGCUGGCUCUUUACUUUGUCGUUUUUACGUCUGCAGAGCCUGUCUCAGUGACUUUCGAUGACUGCUUCUCCGGCAAUGACUCUCUCAAGCUCGAUAUUUCCACGGUUUAUGCGCAGAUUCUUACUACAGAAUCCUUGGGCAGACAUCUCAACUUCACUGUCAUCGGAGAGACAACACAGGAAAUUGUCGGCACUAUUCAAGGAAGUCUGGACUUGGCGACCCUCUUCACUUCCUCGGAAAUGCUCACUUUCAGCAUAUGGAACAAUAACACCUAUCUUUGCGACUCCAUCCGACCAGCCUCUCCACUUCCAUCGCUUGACAACACAACAAACUAUUGUCCCAUUGCACCGGGCGCCUUCGCCUUGUCGUCUUACGUGCCAUUACAUUCCAGCCACGAGUUAACGACACUCCAGACACGAUUGCGCGCAGUCGACCCCAACACACAGGAGAUUUUCUGUAUUGAUCUCGACACCACUCCUCUUGACCCAGGCACCGUUAAUUCUGUGUACGGACAUGCCCGAAUCAUUCUGUGGUCAACCGUCGCACUUGCCGUUGCUUACUGGAUAUUAGUUGGUGUGGCUCGCAUAAGCUCGGCAUGGGGUCGUAGAGCGGGUUGGUCAGGUCGUGGAUUUCUUUCCAGCUUGGAAAAUGCUGGGUUUGUCCUGGCCAGUGCAAUUAGCGGCGAAGGGCUCGCAAAGUCACCGGCCCUCAUUCGGUUCUCAACACCUUCCAUGAGAGAUAUAUUCUUUCAUUCUCAAUGGUGCACGGCCUUGUCGAUGGUGGCCGUUCAGUGGCCCAAUUUUGCAUAUCCUUUGCUCUCGCAAACAGCCUGGUCUACUCUUUCCUUCAACAUCACUUUCACGCAAGGCAAAGACGGCGAGCAAGAGCAUUGGAAUCCUGUCUUUGCGCCUCCCUUCGAGCCGCCUUCAAAUUUCUCCGACCAAAUCAACGAUGAGACAUCCCCUCUUUACCUCAACGCCAGUGUUCCCAACACACUUUUCACGUUACCUUCGAACGCCACCGAUGGCCUUUCAUCCUUUGCCUACACGAUCGGUGUUCGUCCGCAAGAUCUCUUUGGGAUUUGCAUGUCACUGUUCCUUUGCAUUGCCGGAGGAACCAUAGCAUUAGCAUUCCUGAUAUGGGCCUUAGACUCGAUUGCAACGGCGUUGGACAAGACCAUUGGAGGUCGCCGUCAGGGCCCGAAUCUUCCCGCCAGACGGUAUUCCACGGGCAGCAAGGAUAUGCUGGAUGCGGUCUCCGCUCAACCUUUAGACGAAGAACGCUCCCACAACUCUCAUUUCCUCCUCCGUUCCACCAAUCGUUUCCCUGCGACCACACGGAAGCACUGGGGUAAAUUGCGACCCGACUUCAGUUCUUUCCAUUUCAGCGUGUUGAGCGGCAACCUUGUUCGGAUUCUCAUGCUCUUCCAUCUUCCCAUCACCAUAUUUUCCUGCUACCAGUUUUCAUUAGGUCAAGCCCACGCCACGACGGUAUCCGUAGCUCUGGCGGCCAUAUCCUUCGCAGUCUUUUCCGUCUUGAUCCCACUUAUCCUCAUUAUACGCCUGUUCAUGACACCAACCAACAAACUCUAUGACGAGACAUGGACCCUGUUAUCGUUAGGCCCUCUCUAUAACCUUUAUCGACAUGGUUCGCAGCUUUUUGCGUGCCUGUUUUUCGCCACCAGCCUUGCGUUUGGCAUCACAAUUGGUUGUGGACAAAAAAGCGGUACGGCGCAAGCCAUCGUCAUCCUGGUUAUCGAGGUGGUCUCGUCGCUUGUGACGAGUAUUUGGUUACCCUGGGGACAUGGAGCAAGUAUGGGCUUGAUCAGCUUCUUGUUCUGUGUGGCGAGGAUAGUCAUUGCGGUCCUACUGGUCAUUCUCACCCCGACAGUCUCGAUUGGUAAUGAAGCAGGCCAAUGGGUGGCCUACGCCAUUCUAUUCAUCUUGGCGUUAAUCUACCUCGCAUUCGUGCUCAUGCUCAUCCUCAAGGUCAUCGAGGCGCUCGUACGUAUCUUCGGAGGCGUUAGAUUCGAUCGAAGUAGACAUGCCGUCGACGCAGGUCUCCUCGGGGCUUGUGGGCUUGUCGGGUGUUGCGGGGACAGGAAACGGCGACCUCGUAAACAUCGCUACAAGAACUCCGACGCACCCCAAUCAGGAUCUUACUCCCUCUCACGUCCAGCGACUGUGAAGGACAUCACCCCGACCCCAUCAGGACCUCCGUCUGUUCUCCGUCCGGAGCAUGCCCUUCGUCCGUACAAAGAAGAGAGUGACGAUGAGAACGGGUACAUUAUGGGCGCGUGGCAACCGUUCCCUCGACCAGGGUACAACACGGUCGAAAGUCCUGCAAGCACACCUCCUGCUACGAAAUCGGGCUUCUCCCGCGUCGGAGGUGGACGAGCACACUAUGACUCUCCGUACGCAAUCGCCUCGGGUUCUACGCUCGCUUUCCCUUCGGCGGACUCUAAUCGAACCGCACCACACAUCUCCAACGACUCCUUGGCCGCAUCGUUGCCGAGAUCAACUGCCGAACGUCCAAGCGUCUUUCCACCAGGCGCCAUACCACCCCACAUACGCAAGAAGUCGCAAUCUGCAAUCAUUGAGGAUGUUGCUGCUCUGUCCAUACGGAGCAGUCCUUUGAGCACGCAGCCUCCUCAACUUCCCGCACCGCGUCGCCAAUCCCUCCAUCCAGAAGUUGGUCUCCUCGACGUCGACGACGAUUUCUCUGAGGCUCCGAAGAAGAAACAUUGGUUCCAGCUUCGCAAACCACGGCGCCAUAGCGAGGGAGACGAUAACCGUCCGUCAGACGUACCUGUCUUUGAGGAUGAUGAGCCGGAGGGGGGCCAAGGGCGAUCGUUCACGGUGGUGAGGGCUCGUAGAGCAUCACAGCCGUUGGGGAGAAUGGCGGGUGCUAGUGGAAGUGGCGGCGAUGCCGGUCCUUCGAGUGGUGCAACUCCGACACCUGGGAGAUCAUUCGUCGUCGUUCGUGGUAAAGACAAUGCUCCUUCAUGA
Stereum hirsutum FP-91666 SS1 is the source of this 3060-nucleotide messenger RNA. RefSeq lists its product as uncharacterized. The coding region runs from base 1 to 3060 and encodes 1019 amino acids. The record is from RefSeq and is a predicted model, not a curated record. Gene Ontology annotation, biological process: transmembrane transport. Lineage: Eukaryota; Fungi; Basidiomycota; Agaricomycetes; Russulales; Stereaceae. The transcript is spliced from 6 exons.